Messenger RNA from Gambusia affinis (western mosquitofish), 2938 nucleotides. It is a transcript of the gene acd, whose product is annotated as ACD shelterin complex subunit and telomerase recruitment factor. The transcript has 2 exons. Lineage: Eukaryota; Metazoa; Chordata; Actinopteri; Cyprinodontiformes; Poeciliidae. The coding region runs from base 42 to 1847 and encodes 601 amino acids. Gene Ontology annotation, molecular function: telomeric repeat DNA binding. The record is from RefSeq and is a predicted model, not a curated record. Gene Ontology annotation, biological process: telomere maintenance via telomerase; telomere capping. Gene Ontology annotation, cellular component: shelterin complex; telomerase holoenzyme complex; chromosome, telomeric region.
GUCGCAGGCGCACUCCAUCAAGCUGAAAACAAACUCCACAAAUGCCCCCCUGGAGCAAACUGACUCCCUGGAUCGAGAAUCUGAUCCUUAGCUACGGGAGCGGGGAUGAGUCGGGCAGCCAGCUGAGGGCUCACGUCAUCGGGGUGGGCCAGAUGACCCAGUCUCAGGCUCAGGGCUCCGAUGGCCCGACGGGGCUGCUCUUCCUGUCCGACGGAGAGCUCAAGAUUCCGGCCGUGCUCACCGCCUCCGGCUGGGAGCAGCUCCAGGAGAAGGAGGACCGGGAGUGCUUCAGCAGCCUCCUGAACACCACCGUGUGCCUGAAGGACUACCGGCUCCAGUUCCACAUGGACCCGGAACAGACCAAGAGCCGGUUCUUCCUGUCAGUGGGGGAACUGGCCACCACCGCGGCAGGUCCAGUUAAAGACAACACGCCCUGCUGCACAAGCUCGGCCUCGGUCCGGAUGAAGAUCUGCAGAACCUGGAGGUCCCUUCUUGGUCAGGAGGACUCCCAGCGGACUCAGGCCGGACUGGACCUGUCCGAACUGCUAGGAGAGUGGCAGCACGACUGCCUGCAGACAGUGCUGCGGGACAUCCGGGAGAGACUGCUGGCUCUCAGGAACACCCGACCCUCCACCUCUGCUCACACCCCGCCUCCGAACUGGACCAGGUGGGACCUGGACCGGGUCAGGUACAAGGGGGAACCGAGCUUCACCGUCCCGGCGAAGCUGCUUCUCAUUCCGGAUGAGAGCAGGGAACAGGCUUGCUCUGUGGAGGACGUGGCGUGGCAGAUAACCGAUCCCGCAGGUGGCGAUCCAGUACAGAAUGCGGGAGAUGCGGGGGACGCAGGUGAGCAUUCCCGUCCUUUGAUGGAGGACGUCGCUCCUUUCCCAGACCCAACCGCCCUGCUUUCCGCCAACCCCUGGGACAUGUACCCCCCUCUGGGAAUCAGCCCUUCCACCUCUGACUCGUCCCCGGAGUCCACCCCGAAACUGGACUCUGCUGCCGUGGAAACCAGCACCCAGCUUCCGGAAACCAGCACCCAGCUUCCGGUAGCCAGCACCCAGCUUCCGGUAGCCAGCACCCAGCUUCCGGUAGCCAGCACCCAGCUUCCGGUUGCCAGCACCCAGCUUCCGGUAGCCAGCACCCAGCUUCCGGUUGCCAGCACCCAGCUUCCGGUAGCCAGCACCCAGCUUCCGGUAGCCAGCACCCAGCUUCCGGUAGCCAGCACCCAGCUUCCGGUAGCCAGCACCCAGCUUCCGGUAGCCAGCACCCAGCUUCCGGUUGCCAGCACCCAGCUUCCGGUUGCCAGCACCCAGCUUCCGGUUGCCAGCACCCAGCUUCCGGUUGCCAGCACCCAGCUUCCGGUUGCCAGCACCCAGCUUCCGGUUGCCAGCUUCCUCCCUCCUUACCAAAACCAACCCACCGCCAGCUUCCCACCGAGCUCCUCAUCAGUCACCGUGAGUCCACCAGAACCUCCCGUCUCAGACGGAACCGACACCGUUCCAGGAAGCUAUAGAAAGCCCAAGAGAAAGCGAUGCGAGGCGGAACAACAAGAAGAAGAAAAAGAAGUAGAGGAGGAAGAAGUCAGUGGAAGUCCGCCAUCUUGGCUCUUUGACUCCCAGAUUGGAUCUCCCAGAAAAGAGGACAGUCCAAAACAGAUCGGACCCGCCCCGAAAAAGACCCCAGGUACUCACGGCGACGGCAGACCGUUCUCCUACAAAUACAGAGUGUCGGGUCAGAACCUCCAGGACUUCAGCCGGUUCCGAGUGGCUGCGUCUCUGCUACACUGGGCUCUGCGGUAUCUGUUGACUCCGAAACCAACAGAGGACCCGCAGGGCGUCGACUGAUUGGACUAAAGUACCGAACGCCUAGAGAUUGGACUCGCUUUGUCAUUUAAAAAAAAAUUUUUUUUUUACCAAAAAACGUCCAACAUUUCUUCCACAUUUGGUUUCUAGUUUUGUACGGAGUGCCGUUUGUAAAAUUACACAAGAAAAAUUAACAGCAAUAUUUUGGUUUAUUUCACCUGUCAGAGAAAAAAAACUGUGCGUGUUUUUUUUUGAAUAAAAUGUUUUCACCAUUUUCUUCAUGUUUCUAAAUGUCCAAAUAUUUACCUUCAUAACUAAGUAUUUAGCUUUUAAUUUAAAUAUUUACUUUGGAAACUGAAUAUUUAGUUCCCAAAUAAAUGUUUUAAGUUUGAACUUAAAAAUUAGCUUUCCAACUAAAUAUUUAGUUUAAAUAUUUAAUUAGGUAUUUUGUUGGAACAAAAUAUUUAGUUUGGAAGUAAAAUAUUUACUUUGUGAAUUAAAUAUUUUUGCAAUAGUUUUAAAACUAAAUAUUUAAUUCACAAACUACAUAUUUUACUUUUAAUUAAAAUAUUUAGAUGGGCACUAAAUAUUGAGUUUUGAAGCUAAAUAUUUAGUUUUAAAAUAAGUAUUUAGUUCAGAACAGAGUAUUUAGUUUUGAAGCUAAAUAUUUAGGUCCCCACUAAGUUAGUUUUCUAACUUUUAGAAAACAAAAGUUAGUUUUCUAAAUAUUUAGCUGCCUAACUAAAUAUUGAAUUCAGAAGCCCAAUAUUUAGUUUGAAUAUUAAAAUUAAUAUAACAUAUUUUAAUAUACUUUUUAUUUUAUUAUUAGAGUAUGUCUAGUAUGUGAAAACAUGGUUUUGAAGAAUGAACACCCACAUUUUAUUUCUCUGGCAUAAACAGACCAAAUUAUAGCUGUUAAUUUUUCAUUAUGUAACUUUACAAACGGCGCUCCAUAGUUUUCCCAUGUUGAGAAUUUUUCUCUUUAUCUUGAGUUCUGGAUGUUUUUCCUGCUGUAUGCAACAUGUUUUUAAAGAUAAAUGAUGCAUCAGGAGGUGCAGUUCUGUUUCCUUGUACCAGAGUUUAAACAAAAUGUUAAUGUUUAUUAAAGAAUAAAAGCAGCUUUUAUUAUUUCA